Molecule: messenger RNA, 2605 nt
Organism: Monopterus albus (swamp eel)
Lineage: Eukaryota; Metazoa; Chordata; Actinopteri; Synbranchiformes; Synbranchidae
Product: zinc finger and BTB domain-containing protein 12
Biological process (GO): regulation of transcription by RNA polymerase II
Molecular function (GO): DNA-binding transcription factor activity, RNA polymerase II-specific; protein binding; RNA polymerase II cis-regulatory region sequence-specific DNA binding
Source: RefSeq, a predicted model, not a curated record
AUAUUUUAGAAAGCCCUGAAGACAUUCAAUGAAAGAAAAAGACAAGAUGGAGAUGCUGUGCUUCCGUUUACCAGGCCAUGGGGACACAACCCUAAAGCACAUGAAUUCGCUGAGGUCCCGCCAGCAUUUCUGUGAUAUCACCAUUGUGGCCAGCAACAACCAGACAUUCAAGGGACAUAAGGUGGUGCUGGCUGCCUGCUCACCUUUCCUGAGGGACCAGUUCCUCCUCAACCCGUCCCCCAAACUUCAGGUGUCGAUGCUGUACAGCUCCACGGUAGUGUGUGAUCUGCUUCAGUCCUGUUACACUGGUGUGCUGCAGUUUAAUCCUGAGGAGAUCGUCAACUACCUCACCGCAGCUAGCUACCUGCAGAUGGAGCACAUAGUGGAGCGCUGCCGAGGAGCUCUGAAGAAGUAUAUGCAGCUAAAGAACCCAAGUGCACCAAAGAUGACUGCAGAGGCGAGUCAGCCGCGACCAGUGAUCGUCACUGGCAGCAUUCAUUCUGUUGCAUCUCCUCCCACUAGCCACGCAUCUCCUCUGCACCCACACAAUCCUGUGCGCUCACUGGAUGAGAACAGCGGUGAUAUGUCUGUUCAGGGCAGCGGUCAAAAUCACAAUGACAGACCCAUGGUGGAUGAGCCAUGUAUUAAGUCUUCAAUCCUGUUACAGAUUACUGCAUCAGACGAGGAGGAAGAGGCCAGGCAGGAGGAAUACGAUGUGUUCAGAGUGUACAUCUCUGAGGAAGAGCAGAUGAACAGAUACAGGGAGGAGGAGAGGGGGGCUCCCUCUGAUGAACCUCAAGAUGGUUGUUACCCAGAGACUGAAGAUAUCGUGAUAACAGGAGGUGGCAGUGAGUAUGACUUGAAUGAAACAGCAGAAGAAGAUCUCAGUGCUGGAGGACUUGCAUUGCAGGAACUCCGGACUUUCAAACGCAGGCUGUCUGACCCUACAUUUGCCCGGGGAAGAGGGAGAGGCAGGGGGAGGGGUUUCAAAAGGAGAAGGUGGAUGUCAUCUCACGAGAAAAAAACAUCAGACAUGGCUCACCAGAAGGAUUUGUGGUACAUGGCACCUACUGGAUUAGGAGGGAGCAUUGGGCUAGACUAUAGCCAAGAAGGGCUUAAGACAGGAAGCUAUGUCUCAGUUGAACUCCCUCAGUUAGACUUCAGUAUGGCCAGCGCUCAGGGAGAAAAGAUUUCCCCAAUGACUGCCAACAGUUUGAACCAGUAUUCCCUAGAGGAUUCUAGUGGUGCUGCUGGUGAGGGGAGUUCAAGGUUGACGACUGUUGGUGCAAAUGAGGGAGGGGAUGAGUCUGUUGCGGUGGUGGGGUCAACCUCAAGUGUAGCUGGGCCUGUAAUCUGUGAGCAUUGUGGCAUGACAUUCCCCUCAGCACACUCCCUUGCACUCCACUCCCGCUCCACUCACCUGCUGUAUGCCUGCCCGUGCUGUGGCAAACACUUCCACCACUCUGCCAACCUCACCCGCCACAUGGCUGGGCAAAUGGCUGUGCACAGGGGGGCCGGGAAAACCCACCAGUGCCCCCUGUGCUAUAAGGCAUUUACCCAAAAAUCCACGCUGAUAGACCACAUGAACCUCCACAGUGGCGAGCGCCCCCACCGCUGCGCCUACUGCCAUGCCCAUUUUGCCCACAAGCCCGCCUUGAGACGCCACCUGAAGGAGCAGCAUGGAAAAACCACAGGGCAGAACUCUCAACAUGAGCAGGAGGAGAUUGAGAGAGCGAGAGGAGCUGCUGGAAGAAUACGAGAGGAAGAGCAAGAAUGCCUGGUUACUGAACAAGUGUCAUAGGCCAGAGCGUCAGUAAUGUGUUUAAAUGUCUGAAAAUCCUCAGCCAAGCUGUCCACUGGUCAAUGAAAGGUUUGUGGAGUUUAAGCAAGUGCUGAAAACCGACUAUGAUGCCUUUGAAAUCUGACUGACUUUCAUAUGAGCUGUUUUUUAAAAUUUAAAACCAGCAUAUGUCCUAUCUGCAGUGUUUGUGAUUCACACUCAAUAGUUGUAGGCUACUGGGAGAAGAUGGUACUGCACUCCUUGUGUUAUUUUGCUGCACUCCUUGUGUUAUUUUGUUGAUUUGCUGCAGCUGCAGGAUAGCACAUGUGGCAUGUGCCAAAUGAAUGGAACCUAUGCCCACUUGACACCAUGCCAGUCGGCUUUUGGAGUGCACCCACUGAGACAAGAGGACUUUAUCAGAGCAGACAUUUGUCAUGGUAGGAAAAGCACAGGUGUUACUAGUAACACUACUGAUGGCUCUGUCAUGACAGCAUGGACCCAGCAUGCACAAUAUCAGGACACAGAGACUGAAGUGGCAUUAAAUUAGCCAGUAAUUGUAUUUACACCUGUACGUUUUCAACUGUAACAAAUCAGACUAGGUUCGUUCGAGAUGAGCCAGGUCUGUCCUGAAUGGCCAUCAUUGCCAGUUUAGAGCCUGUCUUGUGGAUGUGAGCACAGUAUCAAGGUGGCUGCAGUUUCAGUUGCUCUCUGCCAGCUGCAAACCCUCAGAGCAUGAUGGGAGAUACCAGGGUCUAAUCUGAUCUAAGGGCUGACAGGUUUAGAUGAUGGGUCAACAGCAUGAAGUUUCAGAGAAACUUGUCAUUU